AAAAGAGGUUGAAGAUUUUAAGUACUCUAAAAGACAGGAAUAUAGGUUAUACAGGUUGGCUUUGAAAGCACUUUCUGGUGAUCAAGCUGAAACAAGUCUUCUCAAUUUUGAAAUAAGCAAAUGGAUAAAUAAUAUUAAAAACCAUUUCAAGAUCAAGCAAAUUAAUAGUGAUCUUUAUUUGGAAGUUGCUUUGUUAUUAGAUGAGAAAUCCUCCGAAAUUGUAAAAAAUUUCUGGUUAUUAAUUGAUAAGGAAUGCUUUAAACAUGAAAUUGAGAAUAUACAGUUGGACUAUACCAAACAAGGUGAUGAAAGUAAUAGGAAAAAAAAGAAAAAGUCUGUAAGUGGAAAAGAAAGAGUACAUUACCCAGACACAAGUCAUACUAUACCACUAUCACAACAAUCAGAAUUCAUUAACAGCGGUUAUACUACACUAUCAUCACAUAGCCUAGCAUUAAACUGUUCACUGGUAGAGCCUCUAAUGCUAGUCGAUCGUAUCAACAAUCUAUUUAUAGGGAAAGAUGAGGUAGAUGACAUCUUGGUAAUAGAUGAUGUUGAUGAUCUGUGCUUUAUAGGCAGAGACCUAGCUGAUGAUUAUAAGAUAGAAGAAAUCAAUGUAUCUCAUUUGUUCCAAAAGUAUCAGAAUAAUUCUAUAAAUAUUUCAAAAGCAGAAGAUAUGAUUCACCAACGAAUUAUUCUGACACAGCAAACUGCAUUGGAUGCAGAGUGUGAAGCAAAGUUCAGGAACACAAUAAAGACAUUACCUUUUACAAAAAUCAAAAAUGAUCUUAGUGAAAUGACAUUGGUAACAAACUACUUAGAUCGUAUAAUGAGGAGGAUGUUGCAUGAUCCAAACAGGCACAUUAUCAAAUGGUCCAAUAUGGGUUUUAAUAAAAGCAAGGCAAGAAAGUUAGAAGGAAGAGCUAAACAACCAGACUUCGUAGUAUCUGUGAUUCAUCAAUUACAGAUAUGCGGUGUCAUAUUUGUUGGCGAAAUAAGCCCACUUUCGGAAAAGAACAAUAUAUACAAAAAUUGUAAGGAUCUAAUUCGCAUUGGCAUUUUCAUGAAAGAUUGUUUAGAUAUAGGCAUAGGAAAGGGUGCGGACUUGAAGGUCUUAGGUUUUCAAUAUAUCAGUAGGAAUACAAGAUGGAUUUCUAUGUGA
This is a messenger RNA of Funneliformis caledonium, 1159 nucleotides long. The record is from the annotation of a GenBank genome assembly. NCBI's taxonomy places the organism in Eukaryota, Fungi, Glomeromycota, Glomeromycetes, Glomerales, Glomeraceae.